AUGAAUGUCCCACAGGGAUGGAGCUCCUAUGUUGUGGUGACUGCGAUUCCAACUUCUAACCUUACCAAUUCUCCUAUUCUACAAGUUGUUGACUUUAAUCAAAAAGUUGAAAACUUUCAAAGUGCGAAUAACGAGAAGUUUUACUUUAUCACACCGGGAGGAAGCAUCAAACUAUCUACACAGUCAACUACAGUAUCCUUUCAAUUUUCGGUUCAAUGGUAUUCAAAUAUCGCCGUAAACCAACCAAGGUUUUUGAACCUCAGUGCAUCUGAUUCCCAACCAAUCAUUGUUCCCGGACCAAACAUUUUCGAUGAAUACCCUUUAAAUAGCCGUGUCACAGCUGAAACACGUGCCUCGGUUAUCACCAUUCCUUCCGACGAUAGAUUUGAAAGAGCCGAACCUACAAAAAACCUGAGAAGCAUUCUGAUUUUCGAUGGACCAAAUGAAAACUCAACUUGCCUGGGGACUGCCUACCAACUAUUGAACUCCAAUCGACAAUGGGUUUCCACUGGGAAAUUUCUUACAAUCGUCCAACUUCAACCCCUUCCUUAUGUUAUGGGAUCUCCACUACUGAUUCAAGACUUUGAGAACACAAAAGAAUUCGGCGAGUAUCGAGUCGUUGGAGGUGUAGAUACUCGUUCAAUUGUGAUGGACGCAUCGAAACAAGCAUCUGCUUUUUCCACAUAUUCUCCGCUCGGAUCUACUAGUGACUGUCUUAUAAACAUUACGGGAACAGGUACACUGGAGGUUUACUAUGGAGGAAUAACAGAGUCCAAGAGCAACUUGAUUGCAACGUAUCCCGCAUCAAGUACAGCUCCAAACCUUCCACAAAUACUUCGAGGAGUUGUCAGAACCUAUGUACUCACUGGUGGAAUCGCUACAGUUCAUAUUGCUCGUUACGGUUACUUCUGUAAUAUCAUAGAAAAAAACUUAAACGGAUUCAUCACUUCAACUGAAUACAGAACCAACCUCAGCCUGCUUACACCCCUGGAUUCGACGUUUUACUAUUCGAAAGAACAAUUCAAUUACACACUCAAUGUACAGAACGUUGAUUUAUCCCAGAACAAGAGUCUUCAAUUGAAAAUUACCAACAAUAAAACGGAUGUUUUGAAUGUUGUGUACAACUCAUCGAACCCACCAAUGUUGAAUACGGUCUUCAGUGGAGUUGGAACCGAGAUGGAAGUCAGUUAUUCCUCACCUUAUUUACCAUUGAAUGCUAAAAAAGACGGAUUUUAUAUCGAUUUCACUGCGACUAAAGUCAAAUGGUCCACUGCUAAAUCUUUUAGUUUUAUUGAAAUUUUGCGACGAUUCUUCGGACUGGAUUAUUUCUAA
Caenorhabditis briggsae is the source of this 1332-nucleotide messenger RNA. The record is from RefSeq and is a predicted model, not a curated record. The transcript has 5 exons. Bases 1 to 1332 code for a protein of 443 amino acids. Lineage: Eukaryota; Metazoa; Nematoda; Chromadorea; Rhabditida; Rhabditidae.